This is a messenger RNA of Penicillium malachiteum, 1602 nucleotides long. RefSeq names its product putative spindle poison sensitivity protein Scp3. The record is from RefSeq and is a predicted model, not a curated record. NCBI's taxonomy places the organism in Eukaryota, Fungi, Ascomycota, Eurotiomycetes, Eurotiales, Aspergillaceae. The transcript is spliced from 4 exons. Gene Ontology annotation, molecular function: ubiquitin protein ligase activity; metal ion binding. The coding region runs from base 1 to 1602 and encodes 533 amino acids. Gene Ontology annotation, biological process: protein polyubiquitination.
AUGCUCUCGGCCUCUCGCCCUCCUUCUUCUCGUUCCAAUCGUUCCGAUAUGAGAGGUCGUGCACCACUGCCGGUCCCCUCGGGGCUCCAAAAUGGCCACUCCCGCAAUCCCUCAAGUCUCGAUAUGGCUCGCAGCCCACCCAACCCGAGCAACAAAAAUACCAAACAUGUUCCCUGCAAAUUUUUUCGUCAGGGUGCCUGUCAAGCUGGCCCCGCUUGUCCAUUCCUGCACUCGACCGAUGCUGCGGUUGACUACGCCCCCUGCAAAUACUUCUCCAAAGGUAACUGCAAGUUCGGCGCUAAAUGCGCACUAGCACAUAUCCUUCCCGAUGGACGCAGAGUGAAUCGACCAACUGGGGGUGGUGGUGGCGGUGGAGGCAUGGGAGUUGGAGGCAGCCACCUGAACUUAGGUGGCCGUGUUAAUCCGCAGGCAUAUGUGAACCAGGACUCCGCCUUGACGAACUCCGUUCUUUCGCAGCAGCGUAUGAACGGCCAUGAACCGCGAUAUGCUCCCCAACCAGAAGAUUUCCCCACCGUACAUGGAUCACAGCAAGUUCCUCCCUACGAUUCCAUUCCAACAAUCGAUGCGGGACUGGCCUCCGAUACCGGUUCGAAGUACGGCUCUCCAGUAGAGGAUGUGCGCUUCCCCAUGUCACCAAAUCACCAACAUCUCACAGCUCUGGAUGCGCCUCUUCCAGCUUCAUUCGAUAGUCAGGGUAUCUCUCAUGCCGCUCGUUAUGGUCCGGUGGCUGCCUCGAUGCCCUCUAAAUUUGGCCUGGAGCUACCCGGUCCCUCCGAUGCAUUCCGGAACUUGCGUGAUAUUGGUUUUAGCUCCGAGCUGCGCAAGCCAUCAUCUCACAUUGGAUCGUCUCCUCCUGCGCCAGAGGAUACUUUCGGCCCCAGAUUCUUACACUCAUCUCGCCCCGUCAAGUCCCGCAUGCUGUCGGCUAGCGUGCCCCGGCCUACCGCUCUCGAUGAUUGGGAUGAGAAUUUCCCUAUGGAGGAGGAUUACUUGCCAACGAGCCUGCACGACGAUGUUCUUACUCCUCAGGAAAAGUUGCGUCGUCUUUCUCGCACAGAUCAUGACAUCAGCACUAGCCAUCGCGAUAUCAGUGGCCUCGGUAUGAGCAGCAGCUUCUCCAAGAAUGGCUCGCCUCUCGCGUCAAGCCCCUCGCGCUUUGGUGCUCUAUUUGCUAAGCAACGCCAGAAGAAGGAUGACGAUGCUGUCGGCUCUUCUUUCCCUCAUAUUGGCUCCCCUCUGCGUGAAUCCGCGUUCAACUCCGUAACCAGCCCCAGUCUCGGUCCUAUCGGUAGCCGAUCCUCCCACGAUGGCUCUCCAUUUUUCUCUAGCCCUGGAAGACAAUCAUCUAUGUCCAUGAUCUCCGAACAGCUCAGUGGCAUUUCUCUUCACCCAGGCUCUGCCCGACACUUGGCAGCUCCUGGACGGCUGGACCGCACCAUGUCUUCGGGUACUACCAGUAAGAUCGAAGAGGAGGAGGAAAACAACGACCUGGUCUUCUCUAUGGAAGAAGAAGAGGGUAACAAGCGCAGCGGCUCAUCCUGGAACUCUGAAGAGACCAAGGAAAGUUCCACCGACGCCUAA